AUGACCACUGCUAAUGGCAUGGUUUAUCAGACUUUCUGUGACAUAACCACUACAGAAGGCGGCUGGACGCUGGUGGCGACCGUCCAUGAGAACAGUGUUUAUGGAAGGUGCACAAAUCCAGGCUACUAUGAUAUAGUAGCAGAAGACAUGUCUGUAUGGCAUGUUCCCAACAACUUCCCACUGGAGCACAGGAAACUGGCAGCCAUCCUCCGCUACUACACUGACAACCGCUUUUGCCGCCUGUAUGGAGGGAAACUCUUUCAGCUCUUCUUGCAAUAUCCAGUGAGAUACAACAUUGGCUCCUUUAGCAACAGAGGGCCAGGUAUUCCCAUCGUGUUCGACCAUGGAGACAGAGAGUCCACCAGAAUAUUAUACGGACCCAAUCCUAGAGUGGAGUUUGAACCAGAUUUCAUCACAUUCAGAGCAAUAAACAACGAAUGCUCAGUCAUGGCUAUCUGCUCUGGGGUCAAGCCGACCACAGGAUACAACACUGAACAUUACUGUAUAGGAGGAGGUGGAUAUUUCCACCCUGAUCAGUGUGGGGACUUCCACCCAUUUGACUGGAACAGACUGGGAAGGGAGCAAGGCUGGAGCUCUUCCAAAGAGAUAACUGAGGCUGCUGUUUUACUGUUCUACUGCUGA
Molecule: messenger RNA, 642 nt
Organism: Micropterus dolomieu (smallmouth bass)
Lineage: Eukaryota; Metazoa; Chordata; Actinopteri; Centrarchiformes; Centrarchidae
Product: intelectin-like
Exons: 5
Coding region: 1-642 (213 amino acids)
Molecular function (GO): oligosaccharide binding
Source: RefSeq, a predicted model, not a curated record